Erpetoichthys calabaricus (reedfish) is the source of this 1809-nucleotide messenger RNA. Its product is annotated as gastrula zinc finger protein XlCGF26.1-like. The record is from RefSeq and is a predicted model, not a curated record. The coding region runs from base 1 to 1809 and encodes 602 amino acids. Gene Ontology annotation, cellular component: nucleus. Gene Ontology annotation, biological process: regulation of transcription by RNA polymerase II. NCBI's taxonomy places the organism in Eukaryota, Metazoa, Chordata, Cladistia, Polypteriformes, Polypteridae. Gene Ontology annotation, molecular function: RNA polymerase II cis-regulatory region sequence-specific DNA binding; DNA-binding transcription activator activity, RNA polymerase II-specific. The transcript is spliced from 3 exons.
AUGUUAAAGAGGAAGGACUGUGAGUGGGAGAGUGUCCAUCCCAAACAGGAGAGUCUGGAAAUCAAGAAAGAGGACCAUGAGCUGGGGUUAGUUAGUAUUAAAGAGGAGGAUAAAGACGAGUGUGUCAGCACUGAGAUACACAACUGUAGGAGUAUGGAGAGUGUCAAGGAAGAUGACCUUCAUUAUGGAGAUCAAGAUGGAGCAGUGACCGGGUUAGUCUCUUCUUAUAGCAGACACCCUUCAUCUCCAGAGUCUUCUAUCAAUGUAAAAUAUGAAUCACUACAGUCUGACACAAAGGGGACUGAAGAUGUUUCAUCUCCUAGAAGUCAGCGAGAUAAGCCACCACCACCUACAACAUCAGCUAAAACAAGAAUCAAUCUUCACUGCCAUUCUGAAUGUGGUAAACAGCUUUCAAUAAAAUGUAGUCUUCAGAGCAACCAAAGACUUCACACAGGAGAGAAGCCAUAUUGCUGCCUUGAAUGUGAUAAACAAUUCUCUCAUACUAGUCAUCUUCAGACACACAUUAAAACUUGCAAAUCAGAGAAGCCAUAUUGCUGUUCUGAAUGUGGUAAACAGUUUUCACAAAGAUUACAGCUUCAAAGGCACCAACGAUUUCACAUAGGAGAGAAUCUGUAUUACUGUUCUGAAUGUGGUAAAAAGUUUAUGCAGAGAAGCCAUCUUCAGACCCACCAAAGAAUUCACUCAGGAGAGAAGCCGUAUUGCUGUUCUGAAUGUGGUAAACAGUUUUCAGAUAGAAGCAGUUUUCAGCGCCACAAAAUAAUUCACACAGGACAGAAGCCGUAUUGCUGUUCUGAAUGUGGUAAAAAGUUUACACAGAGAAGCAGUCUUCAGAAACAUCAAAGAAUCCACACAGGAGAGAAACCACAUUGCUGCCUUGAAUGUGAUAAACAAUUCUCUCAUACUAGCCAUCUUCAGACACACAUUAAAACUUGCAAAGCAGAGAAGCCAUAUUGCUGUGCUGAAUGUGGUAAAAAGUUUUCACAGAAAGGCCAUCUUCAGAACCACCAAAAAAUUCACACAGGGGAGAAGCCAUAUUGCUGUUCUGAAUGUGGCAAAACGUUUUCACGGAGAAGCAAUCUUCAGAGCCACCAAAGAAUUCACUCAGGAAAGAAGCCAUAUGACUGUUCUGAAUGUUGUAAAACCUUUUCAAAAAGAAGUAAUCUUCAUACCCACCAAAGAAUUCACUCAGGAGAGAAGCCAUAUUGCUGUUCUGAAUGUGGUAAACAGUUUUCAGAUGGAAGCAGUUUUCAGCGCCACAAAGUAAUUCACACAGGACAGAAGCUGUAUUGCUGUUCUGAAUGUGGUAAAAAGUUUUCACAGAGAAGCAAUCUUCAGAGCCACCAAAGAAUUCACACAGGAGAGAAGCCAUAUGACUGUUCUGAAUGUGGUAAAACGUUUUCACAAAGAUUACAGCUUCAAAGACAUCAAAGAUUUCACACAGGGGAGAAUCUGUAUGACUGUUCUGAGUGUGGUAAAAAAUUUAUACAGAGAUGCCAUCUUCAGAACCACCAAAGAAUCCACACAGGGGAGAAGCCAUAUGACUGUUCUGAAUGUGGUAAAAAGUUUUCAUGGAGAAACAGUCUUCAUAUGCACCAAAGAAUUCACAGAAGGGAGAAGCCAUUUUGCUGUUCUGAAUGUGGUGAAAAGUUUUCACUGAGAAGCUCUCUUCAGAAACAUCAAAUAAUUCACACAAGAGAGAAAAAACUGACAAACUCCCCCACCUUGUCCACAGAUGCUAAGCAGCAGAAGAAACAAUUUAAAAAGUUUGAUGGAAACAAAAAGAAGUAA